AGGUCGAAGACGAUCUAUUUUAUGGAAGUACUUUGAAAUAUUGGACAAACGUGCCUGCCGUGCAAAAUGCGGACUAUGCGGUCAAAAGUUGAGCUACAAAUCUACUAUAAGCAACUUGAAGAGCCAUUUGUCCAGGAGACAUCCUACAAGUUACUGAAGGAAGCAUUUUCGGAAAAUGAUGAUGAUUGUGCUGUUGUCGUUUGGGCUUAAACGUUAAAAUUGAUCCCUGUCACAAAAUUCUAAAAUAACGAGAACAUUUUUUAUGUGAAGGAAAAUAUCUCAAUGCAGAUUCGACGAGUAUGUCAAUUCCAUAAGGAAAAGAUAGUUGGGAAAUUUU
Acanthoscelides obtectus is the source of this 337-nucleotide messenger RNA. The record is from the annotation of a GenBank genome assembly. NCBI's taxonomy places the organism in Eukaryota, Metazoa, Arthropoda, Insecta, Coleoptera, Chrysomelidae.